AUGGCCACCCCCAAUGUUCUUACUUUUGACGCUGAGGGGAGGGCCAUUGACUUUGCCGUCUGGAUUGAAGACCUGCAGCUGUACUUACUGUGUGAUGCGAUAGAUGAGGUCUCUCUUUUUGACUUUGUCUCUGGCGCUGUCCCUGCCCCACCUGCUGAUGCUGACUCUGCCGUUCGCUCCAAGUGGGCGACCCGCGAUGCUGCUGCACGUCUUGCUGUGCGUCGCCACCUCCCUUCCUCUGAGCGUGCCCACUUUAGUCAGUGCAAGACCGCUCAGGCCUUGUACGACGCUGUAGUUGCACGCUACUCCUCCCCUUCCUCCGCUACCCUUAGCCGCCUCAUGCUACCGUUUCUCUUCCCUGACCUUGCUUCCUUUCCCACUGUCGCUGACCUCGUUACCCACCUCCGUGCUAGUGACACCCGCUACCGCGCUGCCCUUCCUGCUGAGUUCCGCGCUGCGAACCCUCCUCCCAUGUACAUCACCCUCUACUUUCUCGUCACCCGUCUCCCUGAGUCCCUUCGUGUCGUUAGGGACCAGUUUCUCUCUGUCUGUCCCACCACUCUCACUGUCGACCUCCUUGAGGAGUCCCUGCUAGCGGCUGAGAAGAGUAUUGUCGCUGUAGGGGCCUCUCGGGGUGACCCUCGCACCCCCAUCUUUGAGGGGUGUGGUCCUUCCCCCCUGCUGCCCUCUGUCGCCUCUGCCGCUGCGGCCGACCUCACUGGUUUUGAGUCGGUCGGCGCGGCGUCUGCCCCCAGCGGCAGACGCCGCUCUGGCAAGGGCAAGGGGGGCAAGGGAGCGGGUGGAGCUCGAGGGGGCGGUGGAGGAGGCGGUGGGGGUGGCGGGGGGAGUGGGGGUGGCGGUGGGGGUGGUGGCGGGAGUGGAGGUACUAGUGGCGGCGGUGGAGGCGGAGGUGGCGGCGGAGGUGGUAGCGGGGGAGGCGGUGGGAGCGGUGGGAGCGACAGUCCUGGUGGGGGAGGUGGAGGUGGAGACGGGGGUGGCGGUGGAGGCGGGGGUGGCGGUGGAGGCGGGGGUCGGAGUGGCUCGUCCCAGCGGAGCAGCUCUGGGGGUGGUCCGCGCCAGCAGCAGCAGCAGCAGCAGCAGCAGCAGCAGCCACAGCAGCAGCAGCGCUCUCGCACCGUCCCCGCCCCUCAGCAGCUCCGUGAGUGGUAG
Closterium sp. NIES-65 is the source of this 1170-nucleotide messenger RNA. Lineage: Eukaryota; Viridiplantae; Streptophyta; Zygnematophyceae; Desmidiales; Closteriaceae. The record is from the annotation of a GenBank genome assembly.